CCCCCCCCCCCUUUACACAGGAUGCGUCUCAGCAGAUGAGACUCGGAUGUCCCAGACUGACCUCACAUCUCAGACUAAUCUAAAUCGAGAAGUUUAUUAUUUGCAGCACCGCUUAGUUACACGGCAGGCAGGUCGCGAGCUGAGCGCGUGCCGAUGGUCGCUGGCUGGCGCGCGGCGUGAAGGUGACCAGCGCGCGAUGGCUGAUAAAGCGCCGGUGAGCCGGUACCAGGCGCUAAACAACGAAGAUGACUCCCCCGAAGAGAGCCCCCACUCCGAGCCCUCCCCAUCCAUCCAAGAGGUCGCUUCUGGGGGAGCUGCCAUACCAGUGGGGCCCGAGGUUCCUCCUCCCUAUUCCACAGGAGAAGAGUAUUUCUUUCAGAGUGACUUCCUCCUGGCCUCUGCACCCCCCCCAUACAGCAUCGCUACCUCCUUGCCCACCUAUGAUGAGGCUGAAAAGGCUGCCGCCAUGGCAACCUCUGUGGCAAAUAUGCAGGGGGAGUUUCCACUGCAGACUGCUUUUAGCGAGGCUGAUCGAGUGAGUGUCGGCAGCGAUCGUAUGUUCAUGGUGGCCUUUUUCGUGGCCUUUCUUUUGAACUGGAUUGGCUUUUGCCUGUCUUUCUGCCUGACCAACACCAUAGCUGGCCGAUGCGGGGCGCUCUCUGGCUUUGGACUCUCCCUUGUCAACUGGAUCUUCGUCAUAAGGUUUUUGGAGUAUUUUGAUCUGUAUGCCCAUGGUCAGUACUGGCUUUGGUGGAUAUUCCUUAUUUUUGGUUUCCUGCUCUUCUUCAGAGGAGUUGUGAACUAUCUGAAAGUGCGGAACAUGCCUGAGAACAUGGUGCCAAGCAGCAGGAUCCGUUUCUACUUUCUGUACUAGUGUGCAGCUGUUCACAGUUCAGUGUGAGGUUUCAUUAAUCUGCACCUGCCAACUGAACUGGACUCAGGGCCGCGGAAUCGGAGCUCUUCAGGAAGGCUGCCACCCAAAGAAGGCUGUCGUUAAAAAAGCAAUAAUUAUGAAUAACAAUCAUCAAUAAUCAUUAAUGAUCGUUGUAAUGCCGCAUUUAUUGAUUUCAACAAUACAAGCAUCUAUGCCAUUUCACAAAUACAUUUUCUAAUAUCUUUAUCACAUUCUUACCAUAAUUUAUAAAUCUCAAUUAUAAAUAUAGUCUAUUGAGUUCACCAUUUGAGCGAUUUUUUCUUUUCUUGGAACUCAUUACAUUUUCACUACAUGUGCAGUGUAGGUAACCACAGAAGCUUUUAUGUUUUAUAGGAAUUUCUGGAUAUGCUUCUUAAACUGGAUUCUUCUACAAGCUGGUCUUAGUUGUUUUUCUUUCCUUUUAACUGGCACAGUAAUGUGUCUGUGCAGCUUCAGUUUCUCCUCGUUUUUUCACCUUGAACCUGAGACUAAUGAAUCCUAAUCGUAUUAAUGUUUGCUUUAACAUUAAAAGGUAUUGUAAUAUU
Messenger RNA from Brienomyrus brachyistius, 1458 nucleotides. RefSeq names its product Nedd4 family interacting protein 2 (gene ndfip2). Gene Ontology annotation, cellular component: Golgi apparatus; perinuclear region of cytoplasm; endoplasmic reticulum. Gene Ontology annotation, molecular function: WW domain binding. The transcript is spliced from 8 exons. Gene Ontology annotation, biological process: metal ion transport; ubiquitin-dependent protein catabolic process; positive regulation of protein ubiquitination. NCBI's taxonomy places the organism in Eukaryota, Metazoa, Chordata, Actinopteri, Osteoglossiformes, Mormyridae. The record is from RefSeq and is a predicted model, not a curated record. The coding region runs from base 47 to 874 and encodes 275 amino acids.